Molecule: messenger RNA, 2360 nt
Organism: Ascoidea rubescens DSM 1968
Lineage: Eukaryota; Fungi; Ascomycota; Saccharomycetes; Ascoideales; Ascoideaceae
Product: JmjC-domain-containing protein
Exons: 1
Coding region: 145-2172 (675 amino acids)
Biological process (GO): chromatin remodeling
Cellular component (GO): nucleus
Molecular function (GO): histone H3K9 demethylase activity; histone H3K36 demethylase activity
Source: RefSeq, a predicted model, not a curated record
UGUUUACUGGAGAUUUGAGCCUGUUUUUUGGUGUUUCUCUGCGUUUUGUUGAUAUAUAUAUAACUCUCAAGAAUAGUGUCCAUUUGGCAUAGUUCUGUCUCUGUUUUCUUCUUUUUUGUAUUGGACUUUGGUAUUUUUGUGACCAUGUUGGAGUUGCUCCCCCAAUCUCAUGUCGACCAAGAUGAUGAAAAACUAAGUCUCCAUAAAAACGCUAAGGAAUACAAGAAUCUCAAGACAAUUCCUAAAACAUUCCUAGAGCUGUCCGACAAUUUUUUCGAAAUCAGUGAAGAUGAAAGCCACAGUGAUAGUGAUGGAGAGAAAUAUCAAAAUAUUAAUGCCACUUUAUUGACCAACUCCAAAAAAUCUCAAAUUGAUAACAUUAACCCCCAAAAGCCAAUUGAUUAUGGUUCUUUAGAUCAUUUGAAGAACACUCAAAUCAAAGACUCUAAUCCUGAUCACUACUCAGAUGGAAUCCCCAUUUUCAAACCAACUUUCGACCAAUUUAAAGACUUUUAUGGCUAUAUCAAAUCCAUCGAUAGAUUUGGAAUGCAAUCGGGUAUUGUUAAAAUUAUCCCGCCGAAGGAAUGGUUAGAUUUAAUUGAUAACUUAAAUCUCUAUGAUGAAGAAAGGUUGACUGCCAAAAUCAAAAUCAAAAACCCAAUAGUCCAACACAUUUCGAAACUAAACCAUGGUUGCUUUAACCAAAUCAAUAUUCAAAAAUCAAAAUCUUACACUAUUUACGAUUGGAAAAGAGAAUACCAAAAAAACUAUCUACCUCCAAUUUCAAGAUCUCAAAGAAAUUCAAAUACUAAAAAGGUCACUAAAAAGGUCACUAAAAACAAGAAUAAAAAUGAAAAUGCAAUUCAAAACCUAUCAAAUUAUAAUAUAGAUACCUCAGAGUUUGAUGAUGAAAAACUAGACUUUUUAGAAAAUAACUACUGGAAAUCUUUAUCCUAUGGUGGAAAUCCAAUGUAUGGUGCUGACUGUCCUGGCUCUUUGUUCCCUUCUCCUGAUAAAUUCAAUACUUGGAACAUAUCAAAUUUGCCCAACUUUUUGAAUUACCUAGAUUCAACACUAUCAGGCAUCAACGAUCCUUAUCUCUAUGCUGGUUUAUGGAAAUCAACCUUUUCAUGGCAUUUAGAAGACCAAGAUUUAUACUCAAUUAACUACAUACAUUUUGGUGCACCCAAACAAUGGUAUUCAAUCCCCCAAGAUCAUCAAGAAUCCUUCUAUAACCUAAUGAAAGAAUUAUAUCCAAUUGAAUAUAAAUCCUGUAAAGAAUUUUUACGCCAUAAAACCUUUCUAGUCUCUCCAACUUUAUUACGCAAAAAAAACAUCCCCGUUAACAAAGUUCGCCAUUAUGAAAAAGAAUUUAUUAUCACCUAUCCUUAUGGUUACCACUCAGGUUUUAACUAUGGCUACAAUCUAGCUGAAAGCGUAAAUUUUGCAACUGAUACCUGGUUUGAUAUCGGUUUAAAAAGUCAUAAAUGCGAAUGUAUUUCAGAUGCUGCCUUUAUCAAUGUUAAAAAUUUAAUGCAAAAUGUUGGUCUUUUAAAUCAUCCUGAUAACUCAUUUAAUAAUUUUUCUCACUUCCCGGUUUUUCAUCCUUCAAACGACAGUUUUGAUAAUGAGGACGACAAUGAUAGUGAUCAAAUCCAUCAAUCCAUAGAACUAACUGAUUCGGAAAAUGAAUCAUCUUUAAAUACCCCAAUUCCAAAAAAGGGGAUUGAAAAAAUUAAUUCAAAUAAAAUUCUUAUCCGAGUUCCAAUGCCAAAUAAAAAAAUCACUCCUAAAAAUAUCAUUAAAAAAAACAAUCUUCCAAAACAGUUUAAACCAGAUUUUACUCCAAUAGAUGAUCCUGAAAGAAUUAGAAGAACCAUAUCCAGCUCCUCUUCUGAUUCCUCCCCCAGUUUAGAAACAACUUGGGUUCAAGAACUUCUUACAACUAAAAUGGUAACUGAUGAUGCUAUUGGUUUGUCAAGAGAAAAACGAAAAACAAACUCUCAAAAAAUUUGGCACUAUGUUGAAGAUUUCUCAAACGAAAAAGUAGCAAGGUUUUCUGACGAUGCAAAUUCACAACAACCAAAUGAUCCUUCAUACCGCAAAUAUCUUGGAAAACUAAAGAGAAGGAAAGUAAAAGCAGAAAAAACGGGAUCGCCCAUUCCAAUUUAAUUUGUUCUAAAAAAAAAAGAAUCUUUUGUCUAUAACUCUUCCAUUUUGCUGAGAAUAUGUUAAGAAUAUGCUUAAAUUUUGAUUAAAUAUUUUUUGAUGGUGCUAUGGUUUUUGUAAUGUUUUUGCUUUAUUUUAUUUUCCUUUAUUUUAUUUUCCUUUAUUUCUUAUAGUUUGUAAUAUAUAAUCGA